AUGUCGUCCUCUCCCGCGCCGGCCGUGCUGACGUUCCAGACGUUUCUGGAAAAAAUGCGUCAACCGAGCGCCGGCGCGCUCGUGCGCGACGUCAAGACGUUCAUCGCGAGCCUCGACGACGACGCCUCGACGACGACGACGACGGUUGAUGGCGAAGACGACGAUGAUGGCGACGACGACGCGAUCCUGCGCGUGGCGCGGCGCGUGCAGACGUUCCUGCGCGACACGGAGGCGACGUUCGAGCGACACCCGGCGUGGCGAGGGGCGUCGAUGGCGGAAUUGGACGCGUCGGGGGAGGGAUUGGAAAAGUACGUCAUGACGAAGGCGCACGCGGGCGUCUUCGCGAGACGACGCGAAGAUCGAGCGCGGGACGAAAGGCUGGCGAAACGCGUGGAGACGCUGAAGAAAAUAAUAGAACCGAAACAUCUGGACAUCGGGGAGUGCAGCGCGUCGUGGGCGCUGGCGGAGGUGGAGUUGGGGAAGAUGAAUCAGUUCAAGGCGCCGCGGGAUAAGUUGGUGUGCGUGUUGAAUACGUGUCGAAUAAUCAAUAAUACGCUGACGACGCGGCAGGGUUCGGACGGGGGGGCGGACGAUUUCUUGCCGGUGUUGAUUUACGUCGCGAUGCGAGCGAAUCCGGGGCGGUUGGAGAGUAAUUUAAAGUACAUUCAGAGAUUUCGCGGCGAGUCGCGAUUGGUGAGCGAGGCGGCGUACUUUUUCACCAACCUCGUGAGCGCGGCGCGGUUUUUGGGGCGAUGUGCGGCGAACGAUUUCACAAACAUGGAUGUCGAGAUGUUUGAAAGGGUGAUGAACGAGGACGGGGUGUUGGCGAGCGUGGAUUUAGACGAAGACGAGGAAAUAGCGGAGACGCCGGUCGAGGCGGCGUCGGCGGAGAACCCGCCGCCGUCCACGCCGCCGCCGCAGAUUUCGGUCGAGGAGAUGAGCGCGGCGUUGAGCGCGCUCGAAGGUGGGGACACGUCGACGACGCCCAGGGAAAUACCGAAGAACGCUGGCGGUGGCGUCGGCGACUACGCGACCGACGACGAUAAUUUGCACACGCCGACGUCUCGCGCCGCGGCGCCGUACGUUCCGUGGCGCACGACCGAGGACGUCGAAGCCGAGGGCGCGACGCAACUCACCGCGCUCGACGUCGCUGGAAACUUGACUUUGAGUUCGGACUAUAAGUUUCUGUACGCCAAGGUGGAAGACUUGACCGUCGGCGACGUCGCGAGGUUGCUUCACGACUACAAAGGAUUGGCGCUGCAGUACGAAAGCCUCAGUCGAGGCG
Ostreococcus lucimarinus CCE9901 is the source of this 1285-nucleotide messenger RNA. RefSeq lists its product with no specific name. The record is from RefSeq and is a predicted model, not a curated record. Gene Ontology annotation, molecular function: guanyl-nucleotide exchange factor activity; small GTPase binding. The annotation marks the transcript as partial. The transcript has a single exon. Gene Ontology annotation, cellular component: cytosol; endocytic vesicle. Lineage: Eukaryota; Viridiplantae; Chlorophyta; Mamiellophyceae; Mamiellales; Bathycoccaceae. Gene Ontology annotation, biological process: vesicle-mediated transport.